Messenger RNA from Arvicanthis niloticus (Nile rat), 2004 nucleotides. Lineage: Eukaryota; Metazoa; Chordata; Mammalia; Rodentia; Muridae. The record is from RefSeq and is a predicted model, not a curated record.
AUGAACCCCUCUGGGAACAGCACAGCCUCAGACCCUGCAUCCACCUCACCCACCACUGGGAACAGCACAGCCUCAGACCCUGCAUCCACCUCACCCACAACUGGGAACAGCACAGCCUCAGACCCUGCAUCCACCUCACCCACAACUGGGAACAGCACAGCCUCAGACCCUGCAUCCACUCCGAACCCCUCUGGGAACAGCACAGCCUCAGACCCUGCAUCCACCCCGAACCCCUCUGGGAACAGCACAGCCUCAGACUCUACAUCCACCCCGAACCCCUCUGUGAACAACACAGCCUCCUACCCUGCAUCCACUUCACCUACAACUGGGAACAGCACAGCCUCAGACCCUGAGUCCACCCUGAACCCCUCUGGGAACAGCACAGCCUCAGACCCUGCAUCCACCUUACCCACAACUGGGAACAGCACAGCCUCAGACCCUGCAUCCACCUCACCCACCACCGGGAACAGCACAGCCUCAGACCCUGCGUCCACCCUGAACCCCUCUGGGAACAGCACAGCUUCAAACCCUGCAUCCACCAUGAACCCUUUUGGGAACAGCACAGCCUCAGACCCUGCAUCCACUUCACCCACCACUGGGAACAGCACAGCCUCAGACCCUGCAUCCACCUUACCCACAACUGGGAACAGCACAGCCUCAGACCCUGCAUCCACCUCACCCACCACUGGGAACAGCACAGCCUCAGACCCUGCAUCCACCUCACCCACAACUGGGAACAGCACAGCCUCAGACCCUGCAUCCACCUCACCCACAACUGGGAACAGCACAACCUCAGACCCUGCAUCCACCUUGAACCCCUCUGGGAACAGCACAGCCUCAGACCCUGCAUCCACCUCACCCACCACUGGGAACAGCACAGCCUCAGACCCUGCAUCCACCUCACCCACAACUGGGAACAGCACAGCCUCAGACCCUGCAUCCAUCUCACCCACAACUGGGAACAGCACAGCCUCAGACCCUGCAUCCACCUCACCCACAACUGGGAACAGCACAGCCUCAGACCCUGCAUCCACCUCACCCACAACUGGGAACAGCACAACCUCAGACCCUGCAUCCACCAUGAACCCCUCUGAGAACAGCACAACCUCAGACCCUGCAUCCACCAUGAACCCCUCUGAGAACAGCACAACCUCAGACCCUGCAUCCACCAUGAACCCCUCUGAGAACAGCACAACCUCAGACUCCAUAUGCACCCUGAACCCCUCUGUGAACAACACAGCCUCAGACCCUGCAUCCACCUCACCCACCACUGGGAACAGCACAACCUCAGACUCCACAUCCACCCUGAACCCCUCUGUGAACAACACAGCCUCUGACCCUGCACCCAUCUCACCCACCACUGGGAACAGCACAGCCUCAAACUCUGCAUCCACACCAAACCCAUCUGGGUCCAUCACAGCUUCCAGCUCUGGCUUGAGCCCCACCCACAAUAACUCUACGCCAACAGUUUCCACUGACGCCCACACCACCUCUGGCCACACUGGGACUCCAGUGAUAGAGGUGAAGCCCAGUGGGUCCCUGAAACCCUGGGAAGUUUUUCUCAUCACCCUGGCCUCUGUUGUCAUGGUCAUGGGACUCUCUGCUGGACUCUUUAUUUGUGUGAAAAGAUACCUGUCUCUGAGAAAUGCUGCUGAAGUAACAGUCUACAAUCCCCACAACUCCCGUCUUGGUCCUGGAAGAUCCAAUACGACUCCGACUCCGGGAAGCCCUACCAGUUCCUGGAGGAGACCAGUAAUCUCUGAGGUCAUAGAGAUGAAUGGGAUGUAACGUAACGACUGCCCGUGAAGCCCAGGACCGCAUCCUUCUGAGACACUGCUUCUUCUGUAUACCUCUCUAGGAGUCCGUUUCCCGCUUUGUUCCGGUCCUGGACAUCCUUGAGAAAGAUACAUGCUUCUCCUCUGUCUUUACCAGACACACGGAGAAUAAUGCAUUGUUUGGUCAUUUCACAAAGAAAUAAAACAUCCAACAUGUCUGAAGAGAGAA